AGUUGCGCAUCUCGCCCGUCACUUGUUUCGAAACCACAACAAGACUCACGCAGCGAUUCAACAAAUUUCAACUUUUCUUCAAUAAUGGAGUCUUUAGGAGCAGGAAGAAUGUCUUCAUCGCAACGAGAGGAUCUCAUGGACCAAGUUAAGCAACAGAUAGUUAUUGCCAACACACAAGAACUGCUGACGAAAAUGGGAGAGAAAUGCUUCACCAAAUGUAUUCCAAAACCGGGAUCCUCCUUAGAUAGCUCAGAACAGAAAUGUUUAGCAAUGUGUAUGGAUCGUUAUAUGGAUGCGUGGAAUCUUGUAUCAAGAACAUACACCAGUCGUCUACAGAGAGAGAAGAAUUUCCAAUAAAGAACAGUCUUAUUGUUUUGUUUCUGUUUUUAUAGAUAAAGAGCAACAUGUAACAGUGUUGGCAGAAUGUACAUUUCAUCCUCAGAAGGACAUAUUGGGAAUAUAAGAAGACUUGAAUCUGUUAACCUUGGGAAUAAUUAAAGAAUGUAUAAAAGACUCCAGUCCUUGUUUGUAAUGUUAGCUUGGAAAAUGCAUGUGAGUUCCAGGUAUUAUAACAUCUGUUCAAUUUCUUGAAAAGUAUAACUGCUUUGUUAUAAAAAAAUACAUUAGUCAUUAAGGUAUUUUUUGUAUAUAUAUAUAUAAAAACCCUGCUGCUAGGAAAAUAUUAACAAAGUUUCAGAUAUAUCUACAAUUGAUUGUUUAUACAAUAAAUACUAGGAAUCGAUUUGAAUCUUAUCAGUAACCUAUGAACUUAUAAUUUGUGUGGUGCUUCUAGUUUUUGCUUAUUCUAAAUCGCAUAAUUUAACAAUGUCUGUCAUCUUUCAUUUGCCAAAUACAUUUUUUUAUAAAUGAUCAUGAACACUCUGUACUAUAAGUGACAACCUCAAACCAAUGAGCACUGUUUGAGGGCUUUAUACAUCAUACAUAUUAAGUUAUACAUAAGAAA
Penaeus monodon (black tiger shrimp) is the source of this 964-nucleotide messenger RNA. RefSeq names its product mitochondrial import inner membrane translocase subunit Tim13-like. The transcript is spliced from 3 exons. The record is from RefSeq and is a predicted model, not a curated record. The coding region runs from base 85 to 357 and encodes 90 amino acids. NCBI's taxonomy places the organism in Eukaryota, Metazoa, Arthropoda, Malacostraca, Decapoda, Penaeidae.